This is a messenger RNA of Ictalurus furcatus (blue catfish), 1570 nucleotides long. RefSeq names its product peptidylprolyl isomerase Fa (gene ppifa). Gene Ontology annotation, molecular function: peptidyl-prolyl cis-trans isomerase activity. Gene Ontology annotation, biological process: protein peptidyl-prolyl isomerization; protein folding. NCBI's taxonomy places the organism in Eukaryota, Metazoa, Chordata, Actinopteri, Siluriformes, Ictaluridae. The record is from RefSeq and is a predicted model, not a curated record. The transcript has 6 exons. Bases 1 to 570 code for a protein of 189 amino acids.
AUGUUACAAAUGAAAAAUCGCUUAAAAUAUUGUUCACUCGCCAUCGCCGCCAGCCGACUGCUGACCGGAGCCAUGAGGAAUCCACUGGUCUUCCUGGACAUUGCGGCUGAUGGGGAGUUUAUAGGCAGGAUUAUAAUAGAACUUAAUGCAGAUGCGGUUCCCAAAACAGCAGAGAACUUCAGAGCGUUGUGUACAGGAGAGCAUGGGUUUGGAUAUAAGGGCUCCAUUUUCCAUAGAAUCAUUCCUGAGUUCAUGUGUCAGGGUGGAGAUUUCACAAAUCACAAUGGCACUGGUGGGAAAUCAAUUUAUGGAAAGAACUUCAAAGAUGAGAAUUUCAAGUUGAAACACACUGGAUCAGGUGUGCUGUCAAUGGCGAACUCUGGGCCGAACACCAACGGAUCUCAGUUUUUCAUCUGCACUGCCAAAACAGAAUGGCUUGAUGGCAAACAUGUCGUGUUUGGUCAAGUGAACGAGGGCAUGGAGACUGUCAGGGUAAUGGAGUCGUAUGGUUUGCAUGAUGGAGGAACACUUAAGAAGAUUGUCAUCACAGACUGUGGGGAACUUAAAUAAUACACGACUUUACACUGUACAGUGCUGACAACUGACUGUUCUCAUGUAAAUGAUUAGUCUCCAGCCAAAAGGUAAAUGAUUUGAUUUUUAUAGCCAUUUCUGCAUUUGGAUAUAAUUCCUUAUGAUUAAAGUAAUGAUGUAAUGUUUUAUAUCUUUUUGAUUUAAAUAAAUAUGGCCCACUUUUAUGUGUGGGGAAAUUAGAUUCAGUGCUUUAUGCUUGCUAAGUAAGCACUUCUGCACUGCCUGCCAAAUCUUAACAAUUAAAAUCAAACCUAAAAGCUAUGUAUAUACUUUUCUUUUUUUUUUGUGGAAAAGUACAUGAAGUUUGUAUAACUCCACAGAAUAAACUAAACUGUAUAUGAAACCUAUUGUGUGCCUCUGGUUUUAUCUUUUAAUGUCUGAAAUGCUCUUUCCAGAUGAGGGUUACAACUUUUUUCCCCUGUAUCUCUAAGCACAGACCUACAGAAUAUACACCCGUGGGAUUUAGUUAUAAAGUGAAUUUCCACAAUUCCACACCAUUGCAUUUUGAACUCUCUUAACAGCUAAUUUAGUUGCCCCCACUUUUUAAAAAUUUUUUUACUUUUUUUUAAUAAAGUUUCCUGAUAAUGAUGUGAAGCCAAAACUUCCUGUCCCCUAGAACAGGAUGUGACAUCAUAUCUGUGUCCUUGACACUUCACAUUAAGGUCAGAUUGGCUUCUUUUGUAUGGCGUGCAAGCCAAAAUCUCUAUUACAGUAUUUGCAAUAAAGUCUAUACCUUCCUUGCACUAUGCUCUGUGAGUUUGAGGUGGAGGUGUAGCUUAUCACAGUAGUGCCUUAUGAAAGUAAAUUAUGAAUCUUCGUGGAAAAACAGUCCACUUUCUUAAAUGAAACCAUAUGUAUGCUGAGAUCACAAGGUUUGUUUGACUUCUCAGAUUACAGAGUUGCCUUGGAGACGCUCACAUUCCCGUUCUGUUUAAGUCUACAUUGUUGUAAAACAAACUUGAUAUAAUUUGGACCUCCA